Molecule: messenger RNA, 1508 nt
Organism: Lampris incognitus (smalleye Pacific opah)
Lineage: Eukaryota; Metazoa; Chordata; Actinopteri; Lampriformes; Lampridae
Gene: cldn2
Product: claudin 2
Exons: 4
Coding region: 515-1330 (271 amino acids)
Biological process (GO): cell adhesion; bicellular tight junction assembly
Cellular component (GO): plasma membrane; bicellular tight junction
Molecular function (GO): structural molecule activity
Source: RefSeq, a predicted model, not a curated record
UGGGGAUUACAGACGGAUAACCUGGUCUGGUUCCUGUCACAGCGGCUGUACGUGGACUUGGUUGGAUCAGCUUGUGGAAAGGAAAGGAGACCUGUAACAGCACCACGCUGCCAUUCUCCUGACCUGGAGUUUGGGCCCAGGUCCGGACCAAAGGUCUGCCCGGCCCGCAGCAAGAGAUGAUUGACAGUACAGUAAGGUGGUGGUUGUUAUUAGGGGACGGCGAUACCUUCAGUCACAGCAUCAGUGUCAAGGGGCCACGAAAUCAGCUCUGGGUGUAGCGUUGUCGGUCAGAGAGGAGAUCUUACCAGAGAAUCGGGGGCCACGUUCACAGAAACAGCAGCCAGCGGUCUCUUCAGCUGAAUCGACGCCUGCGAUAACAAGUCCUGCACCUCCUGCUCAGCUGCUGUGAAAACCAAAAACCAUCCAACGCCCACAUUAAGCUCAGCAGAACCAACCCUUGACUGUCGCUUCUUGCCAACCUGUCAGUCCCAGCUACACCCACAGGUAACAAGUCAUGGCAUCAGAAGCACUGGAGCUGAUGGGUUUCUUCCUGGGUCUACUGGGGAUGCUGGGAACGCUGGUGGCGACCGUUCUUCCAUACUGGCGCACCUCGCCACACAUUGGCUCCAACAUCGUGACGGCUGUGGACAACAUGAAGGGCCUGUGGAUGGAGUGCGUGUACCAGAGCACUGGUGCCUUUCAGUGCGAAACCUACAACUCCAUGCUGGCCCUGCCCUCUGACCUGCAGGCCUCCCGUGCGCUGAUGGUCAUCUCUCUGGUGCUGUCCAUCCUGGCCAUUGCUGUGGCAACGUUGGGCAUGCAGUGCACCGUCUGCCUAGAGGGCACAGGCUCCACCAAGAGUCGCAUGGCGGGGGCUGGCGGAGGGUUCUUCCUCACUGCGGGCUUCAUGGCACUCGUGCCCGUGGCGUGGACCAUGCACGAGGUGGUCCAGACCUUCUACCAGCCCAACAUCCACACCAGCAUGAAGUUUGAGCUGGGCGAGUGUCUGUACGUGGGGCUGGCUGCGGCGCUUACGUCCAUACUGGGCGGUGGGCUGCUGUGUUUGUCCUGCUGCGAGGAGCGUGAUGGCGCCCGGGGAUCCAGGAGGCACGGUAGAGGGUACCCUUACCCGGCGGGAGCGGGAGCUGGGAUGCGGACAUCCUCGCAGACCUACCGCAACCCCACCCUCCAGUUGAGCGGGGGCAACCAGACAGCCGGAAGGGGGCAGGUUCUUGUGCGUAGCGCCAGCGCCAGCUCUCGUUCCAGCGCUCAAGGGGUCCGAGGCGUCAAAAAGUCUCCGCUGGAAUAUGACGUCAUGGGGUAUGUCUGAGGGGCAUCCCUGUGUAGGUCCAGAAACACGACCCCCUUUCACAUCAAACUCAAUCAAAAUUAUUUAUAAAGCAUGACAUGAAUAUGUUCACACAAGCACCAUGUUUUUCUCUGUGGUUGAUGGACUUGAUGUUAGUUGUGCUUCUCAGUGGACAUUUAAAACUAUUGAAAAACAAAAC